AUGUCAUUAGAAUUAAUAUCUGAAUUCGAUCCAUUUUUGGCCCAAAAUAUUAAUAAAUAUGGUAAUGCCGGUCGAGGAUCAACAUCAUAUUUAUCAUCAACUGUUUUUGAAGAAGUAAUUUCUAUUAUGGCGGAAAAAGUAAACAAAUAUUCUGUUGAUGAAAUUAAACGUAGAAUUUACUUUUCCAUUAUAGUUGAUUCAACUCCUGACAUUACGCACAUUGAUCAGCUUUCCUUUAUUGUGAGAUAUGUAAAUGACCAAGGUCUACUAGUUGAACGAUUUCUUGAAUUUAUACCAAAAGCGGGUCAUAAGUCUGCAGAGUUAUUUGAUGUAGUCAAUGAUCUCAUAAAAUUUUACGAUUUGGAUUGGUCCAACUGUAGGGGACAAUCAUAUGACAACGCUAAUAAUAUGUCCGACAUACAGUUCAAAAGAAGAAGUUAA
Messenger RNA from Rhopalosiphum maidis (corn leaf aphid), 441 nucleotides. RefSeq names its product 52 kDa repressor of the inhibitor of the protein kinase-like. The coding region runs from base 1 to 441 and encodes 146 amino acids. The transcript has a single exon. NCBI's taxonomy places the organism in Eukaryota, Metazoa, Arthropoda, Insecta, Hemiptera, Aphididae. The record is from RefSeq and is a predicted model, not a curated record.